Molecule: messenger RNA, 654 nt
Organism: Rangifer tarandus platyrhynchus (Svalbard reindeer)
Lineage: Eukaryota; Metazoa; Chordata; Mammalia; Artiodactyla; Cervidae
Source: the annotation of a GenBank genome assembly
AUGGCCUGGCCAAAGCCCCAGAAAAGCUCUUCCGAGAGGCUGGACUUUGACCAUGGGCGGGGGGCUCCGAGUGAGCACCAGGACUGGGCAGUGGUCCAGCUGAGGCCCCACCUUUCCUUCCUGGGCCGCGGUUUUCCUCGCUCUCUCACGCUUCCUUGCCUUUGCUCAGGCUGCUUCCUUGUCUGCUGCCUUUCAGAUUGUUGUUUAGUUGCUAAGUUGUGUGGGACUCUUUGUGACCCCGUGGUCUGUAGCCCGCCAGGCCCCUCUGUCCAUGGGAUUUCCCAGGUGAAGAAUACUGGAGUGGGUUGCUGUUCCCUUCUCCAGGGGUUCUUCCUGGACCAGGGAUCAAACCCUGGUCUCCUGCACUGGCAGGCGGAUUCUUUACCACUGAGCCACCUGGGAUACCUGCACCUGAUGAACAAGGAGUCUUCCCUCCAGACCUGCCUUGGGGGUCGCAUCCUCUGUGACACCUGUGAGGGCAGCAGAUUCCUCCCUCCUGUGUCCCCAUCACUCACCCAUCACCAUCACGUGGUCCCCUCUAGUCUGGGAUCCACAUCAACCGCCAAGGGACUUAGACUUGGCAGCACCAAGUCCUCAUCCCAAAUACUUGGGGGGGUCACACAGACCUUCAGACCUAUUCUUGGUUCCACCUGA